UUUCAAAGCCAAACAUUGAAAGCAAUGAUGAUCGUCUUAGUUGUUUCUCACGUGUUAUAUUUGGUCUUUGUUAGGGUGGAAUCUUAUGAUGUAAUUUCUUCUCUGUCACCCAAAAACUGUAAUGAUUCUUCUUACUUUGAUUCACUCUCGCAUAAAUGUAAGAGUUGCGGGAUCUUUCAAACUGCUUCUCGUGACCGUUUGAGCUGCAAAUGUGACGUUGGGCGUUACCCCGGGUACAGUGAAAAGACGAAGUCAAUUGAGUGCGUUUCAUGCGUACAAUCAUUUCAGUCGGAUACGUGUUUAAAAGACAAUAUCAACUGUGAAUUGUAUGACAUAAAAGUCUUGCAAGUUAUUGGAAAUACUACCAUUGCAAGAUGUCUCAGAUGUCCGCUAUGGCACCAGCCUGACGCUAGUAGAUUAUCGUGUAUACCUUGUUCCGACAAGUGUCAUUGUCCUGGUGACUAUGAAGACGUGAAUGGAACAUGCGUCAAAGAUUAUUUUUCAUUUCCCGAUACGCCAAGCAUCUUUGCCCACAAUUUAGAUGGACGUACGUACACAUCCAAUUAUUUGCGAGAAUGGGUUCGACCGGCUGCUGCUAAGUGCAAGGUCGAAGGCGGAGGAAAAUAUUGUGAGCAUUUGGCCAAUAUAUGCGUACUAACGGAUUACAACUAUGAUUCCCAGUCAGCGUGCGCUUUCUAUCGACAGUUAUCUACUGGCUUUAGCCACUCCAUCUACUACGACGAUAGUCAAGGCGAUUACCUUUUAAAUUCAGCAAGAAUAAAUAUACUCAAAGAUCAAACGAUGGAAUUUGUGGUGAAGCAAUACGGGUUAGAUGGUACCUAUCAACUCAUUCAACCUCUUCGUUCGGUUUUUACGUCAUUGUGCUGCACUGGCGUUUGGAAACAAAUUCAAAGAAAUGCCAAUAUUUAUGAAAGCUGCUCCCUUCAUCUGAAAACUGCAAGCAUAGCAGAUAUGCGUUUUUAUGAACUUUAUUUCGUUGAUCUAGCGGUUAAUCAGUCAAGGUUGAUAAACGUUCCAGUGAGAGUGCUAAAUUUUCUUCGUGGCGGAGUCCAACGUAAUAAGGAAAAUGAUAUUUCUCGUUGGCAACUUACGAAGAGGUUCUUCAACUUUGAUGUGGCGAUUGGUAGUAACCAAGAUGAGAACAUUGAUUUCAUACGUUAUUUGUCUUCCUUUACUAUUAGAUUUUCUGUGGUACAAGGCGAAAAAUCCCUCGGGUUACGUUCACUUUAUGCAACGAUAAACUACGAAACUGUGGGCAGCCUUGAAAAUCGAAAACCACCUUUGGUUUACUUUGCGGUAAAAAAUGUCGUCAGCAUGGACGAAGCUAUGAAAUCUCUUGAGGUUGCACUGAGUGUACUCAGCUCCUUUGGGGCUCUUUACGCUUUAAUACGGAUUGUCGUAUGGUACAUACGUUCAGACAAGGCAACGAUUGAUCUUCUGACUCUGAUCCGUUUGUUAAUCUACGGAGCAGACAUCUUGGGCAAUGUAAUUCUAACAGUGGUAUUCUUCUUUACUUUCUACUGGUUCAUAACCUUCCGGCAACAAGAAGAGGUGACAGUAAGCCUUCCUGCAGCGCAAGAAGAGCAAUUCAUCAAAGAUCUCGUUAUCGGUGCUUUCACUUUAAAAGCUAUUAGUGUACUAUGGAUGACCGGCGAGCAGUGUACCGUCGAUAUCUUUUUGAUCGAUUGGGAGAGUCCAAAACCAACGAAAGCUGAGGUUGUUAGCGUUUGGAGGAUGUUCUUCGUAGCCAACGAAUGGAAUGAACUCCAAGUGGCUCGUAAGAGUUCCACGUCUCUCCAGGUUAUCCUAGUUCUACUGGCUCUCAAGGUUUUUCAGUUUGAGCGCUUUGCUUUAGAAACUCCAUCUACAUACUUUAUGACGGAAACGUUGUUAAAUUACAGUACAGUAUUACGUCUAGCGCUUGGCUUGUUCACCUAUCUUAUCAUCGUCCUAGUGCAAAAUGUCUUGAAUGCUGCCGUCUUCGAGCGUUAUUUUGAGAAUAAGGUACAACGAUUUACUGAUGUCUGCACACUUUCGAAUAUUUCGGUUUGGGUCCGAGUAUACCCUCGUUACGGCUUCUACGUUCACGGAAGAUCACCGCACGGUUUUGCUGACAUCGAUAUGCCAACUAUGUGUCAACAAUUGCAGCGUGAAGAAGAAAAUUUAUGUGCUCAACGCGGUCUUGUCCAAGGACAAGACACUCAAACAUUUUCCAUCUUUUUCCACCAUGUUCUUUUGGAUAAAUGGCGGAAAUUUCAAACCAGUCAGGUAAGAUGCUCAAAUUGUGUUUUUAAAAUGUUUUUCAUUGGCACGCCAUUUUACAAUAUUCGUUUGAUUCAGCCUAGCGGUACCAACACUACCUUCAACGUGCGAAACCAGUUUUUAACAUCUUUUCUAGACCACGCUAUAAGAGACGUUGACUACGAAGUACGUGAUAGACAUUUUUUGGAAACCAUACUCGACAUGGAAAUGUGGUGGAAUAUGACGUUCAACGAGCGUACUGUAUUUUACAACGACGGAAGAAAUUGUUUUGAUUCGGUGUUGUUCUACGGCAAUGAAACAACUUUGGUGAUUUUCGAACUGGCUCUCUUCGCCUUGGUAGAUAUUUUUUGUCAUUGCUACCUCACUGCCGCUGUUACCGUAUUUAUCGUCUAUAAGGCACUUCAAUUUCUCCGGUAUCGUUUUGGAAGGCGGAACUUAGCAAAGAAAACCAUGAUCGAUCCUCGUUUCUUAUUUUAAUAAUUUUAUAAUAAUUCCAUCUUUUUUUCUUUUUUUUUUAUUUUGUUUUCGUCUUUUUUUAUGGCUGGUUAAUUGGCUUUCAAUUGGUUUUUUUCUAUUAAAAAAAUCAUUACGAUAAGCUCUUUCACAAUAAACUGCGCAUGCAUUUUCCUGGAAUAAAAGAACUUUCUUAU
This is a messenger RNA of Daphnia magna, 2933 nucleotides long. Its product is annotated as meckelin-like. Gene Ontology annotation, biological process: cilium assembly. The record is from RefSeq and is a predicted model, not a curated record. NCBI's taxonomy places the organism in Eukaryota, Metazoa, Arthropoda, Branchiopoda, Diplostraca, Daphniidae. Gene Ontology annotation, cellular component: ciliary transition zone; MKS complex.